GGACUUCCUGCGGCGGCGGGGCCGGAGCCUUCGUGCGGGAGCGGCGGGGUACGGAGCGGGGUUCGGGGGGAGGGUCCCCGCGGCGCCCCGCGGCCCCGAGGGGAGGAGGCGGCGGCUGCAGCGCGGUUACCGGCAGGGGAGCCCCUUCCUCCGCCUUCACCGCCGGGGAACGAGAGAGAAGCCGCCGCCGCUCAGCCGGCUCCAGCCGCCCAGGUCUGUUUUCUGUUUACAAGCCUGAAGAUGGCUGCUGCUUCUUCCUGCAGCGUGGAAGAAGACGAGAGCCUGAAGGGAUGUGAACUCUACGUUCAGAAGCACAACAUCCAGCAGAUUUUGAAAGAGUGCAUUGUAAAUCUUUGCAUAGCAAAGCCAGAUCGACCCAUGAAGUUCCUCAGAGAACACUUUGAAAAAUUAGAAAAGGAGGAGUGCAAGCAAAUACUGGCGUGGCAGAAAUCCAGUUCCCAGUCUGACUCUCACGACGAUGAGAUUUCCCCUCCUCCUCCCAACCCGGUGGUAAAAGCCCGGCGCAGGAGGGGGGGCGUCAGCGCAGAAGUGUACACGGAGGAAGAUGCUGUUUCUUACGUCAGAAAGGUUAUUCCGAAGGACUAUAAAACUAUGACUGCCCUGGCGAAGGCCAUCUCCAAGAACGUGCUGUUUGCUCAUCUGGAUGACAAUGAACGAAGUGACAUAUUUGAUGCCAUGUUCCCCGUCACACACAUCGCAGGAGAAACAGUCAUACAACAGGGUGAUGAAGGAGACAACUUCUAUGUCAUUGACCAAGGCGAGGUGGAUGUUUAUGUCAACGGGGAGUGGGUCACCAGCAUCGGAGAAGGAGGCAGCUUUGGGGAGCUGGCGUUGAUCUAUGGAACACCCCGGGCUGCCACCGUCAAGGCCAAGACAGACCUCAAGCUCUGGGGCAUCGACAGAGACAGCUACAGACGCAUUUUAAUGGGCAGCACGCUGAGGAAGCGGAAGAUGUAUGAAGAAUUCCUGAGCAAGGUCUCCAUUUUGGAGUCCCUGGACAAGUGGGAGCGGCUGACGGUGGCUGAUGCGCUGGAACCUGUCCAGUUUGAAGAUGGAGAAAAAAUUGUUGUGCAGGGAGAGCCCGGUGAUGACUUCUUCAUUAUUACAGAGGGCACAGCUUCUGUCCUGCAGCGCCGGUCCGACAACGAGGAGUACGUCGAAGUUGGGAGACUGGGGCCCUCGGAUUAUUUUGGUGAGAUCGCGCUGCUGCUCAACCGGCCCCGAGCCGCCACGGUGGUGGCGCGUGGACCCCUCAAGUGCGUGAAGCUGGACCGGCCCCGCUUCGAGCGCGUGCUCGGGCCCUGCUCCGAAAUCCUCAAGAGGAACAUCCAGAGAUACAACAGCUUCAUUUCGCUCACCGUCUGAACGAUUCCUGCCGCAAAGCUGCCUCCCUGUGACCUCUGCACUUCAGUUUGCUCCGUGCAGCUCCAUGGCUUGACGAAGAAAAAAUAAAAGAUGCGCAUUUCACGUGUACUUUUCUGUUUGUGUCACGUACCGGGUGUCACGUCAAAUCUCAUGUGUCAUGUAAGUAGGAAGACAACUGUUUGGGUAAGACUGGCUUUGUGAAGAUCAGGCUCUUGGCUUGCAGGCGAGACUUUUACCUAUUGUUGGAUCAUAGAACUUAAAACUGUGUUUUUAACUGUUUAAAAAUCUUACAAAUUUCUAUUUCGCUUAUUAUCUUUGAAGUCGGUCUUACUCACCUUUUGUCACGCUGCUUUGAUCAGAUGAUGCCCCUUUAUCCGUCACUUCUAGAAAACUCGUCACUGGCCGUGGACUCGAGGUUUCCAAAUCCCGUGGGGUGAGCAGCAGUUGUAAGAGGGAAGAUCUUGUUCAUUCCAGCGAGCCAGCGAAAAGUAGCGCUUUUGAGUGAUUUUGUUCAUGUCUUAGAGCCAGGGGCCGUACUCCUCCGGGUUCCAAGCCCUCUGGGUCUGCUUUGCAGGGUGCGCUAAACCAGCCAGCCUGCUCCAGUCCUCUGGGGGAAGCGGUCAAGGGAUGAUGUUUUGUAAGGACCCAAAUGGAGCCUUUAGGACCCAACUUACUUGUCCUCAGCUUUUUUUUUAAAUGAGGGUUUGCAUUAAAUCCCUUAAGAGUCCAACGGGAACUUCUCUGCUGAAUUAAGUGGGCUUUGAAACAUUUAUCCGUGGCAGAGCGUCCUCUGAAUAUUACAUGAAAUGCUGAGGAGGUGCCAGGUGCACAUUGAGAGCUCAGCAGCAGGUUGUUUUUAAUAAGGUCAACUUAGUUAAGUCCAAAUGCCUUUCUUUUAGCAUAUGACUAAAUUUUAGGAUUUUUUAGGAUUUUCUGAAAACCAAAUACCCGCUUCCAAAUGCCGCCUGUCCUCCACAAGAUGUUAUUGCAUAAUGAAAAGCACCAGGAGCUGGCGGCCGCCGCUGCGCUGCCCAGAUGUGGGCACCUCUGGAACGGAGCUCCUUGCAGAUCCAGGCCUUACUGUGUUGCGCAGCCCUCAAGGAUGAGAUCACUUGGGUUAUUCUUUGCGAAGCUUUUCCUUUGAAGGAAAACUCGUCCUUGCUAGCAGCAGCAAAGGUCUGCAUCUCAGCUGCCCUGAGCAGCACCGCCCGCUUUUCCUUGUGGCAAAACUCUAUUUCUUCCUGAUAACAUCUUCCAAAUUAAACACAAACUUCCUGUACCUUUCACCUGCCAAAGGUACCAGUGAACUGAGGCAGCGAUCUCCCUAUUGAAACUAGAGCUGCUGGUGAACAUGGCUAAGGUUAUUCCUGCUGCCACGCGAUGUGCUUUCUGCUCUGGAGUUAACAAAACUGACUUGGGACUUUGCGCCGGCAGCCGCGGGCCCAGCGCUGCACAGAACUCGCUGCUCGGGGGCGUCGGGCUCCUCUCAGCACCUCGAGGGGCGUCAUUCGGUUCGGCACAUUUGCAGUGGUCCUCCCAGCGUGUAUUCGUCGCUGCUGUUUAUUACCAUUAUGUCCUCCUUCUUGCACGCGUUGCAAAAUAUGACUAUUCACAUUCUACAGCCUCGCAGGUUUUAUCGUGCACAUUUAUAUAGGCAGACUCCCGUUAUCUAUAUAUAUAGAAAAAUGUAUAUGCAUUUGCAAAACUUUUGAUUUGCUUCACUGUUUUUGUACUCUUUUGUGCAUUUUUUAAAAGAAAUACUUUUUAAAGUCACUCCUGUAUGUUCUUUUACCUAUUGCAUCUCUGUUGUAGUGGGAAAAAAUUGUGUUUCGCGUAAUAUGCAAGAAGCAUCUCUUGUUAAACACCAAGUAUUAGCCACACUCUUUACAAGUCACUCACACGCAACACCGACCCUUUGCUUCAAACCUUUACAACUCAUGGAAAAUCCAUUUGAAUUAUGGUUCUGUUCUAAGUAAUCUCAAGAGAAGUGUAACCGUUUAACACCAGGAUUCCUAUGCUUUAUUUGGAACAAAAUGAUAUUCAUUGACAUUUUCAAGAUAAUUGUAAUAUUUGCAGUGGAUGACGGGACACGAUUACAGUAUGAAUAAAAUUCUUCUACGUUA
Columba livia (rock pigeon) is the source of this 3509-nucleotide messenger RNA. RefSeq names its product protein kinase cAMP-dependent type I regulatory subunit beta (gene PRKAR1B). The record is from RefSeq and is a predicted model, not a curated record. The transcript is spliced from 11 exons. Gene Ontology annotation, cellular component: cAMP-dependent protein kinase complex. Gene Ontology annotation, molecular function: cAMP-dependent protein kinase regulator activity. Gene Ontology annotation, biological process: regulation of protein phosphorylation. Lineage: Eukaryota; Metazoa; Chordata; Aves; Columbiformes; Columbidae. Bases 241 to 1386 code for a protein of 381 amino acids.